Eruca vesicaria subsp. sativa (arugula) is the source of this 336-nucleotide messenger RNA. The record is from the annotation of a GenBank genome assembly. NCBI's taxonomy places the organism in Eukaryota, Viridiplantae, Streptophyta, Magnoliopsida, Brassicales, Brassicaceae.
AUGAAUACAAUAAGGAAAUUGUUGCCAAAAGAUGAUUUUUUGUCAUUAGCCAUUGUUGAGCCUAGGUCAACAGCAAUCGUGCCUGGUAUUAAGGAAAAGGAAGACUUCUUUUUGCUCACACCUAGGAAAACCAUUGCCGAGGUUUUGGAAACCAAACAGGGGUCCCUACAGAUUCAUACCGGGUCAUCUCAACAGACCGAGUCUACAAAUAUGAUACCAGCCAAGCGAGCUAGAACUCCAAUCAUUAACUUGGAGGAUGCUUUUGAUCAGACUUCCGUUACAAGGCAAGCAACAACUAUCAGAGUCAAGAAGGAGAAGAAUGCAAAAAGUGUCUGA